Paramecium sonneborni is the source of this 413-nucleotide messenger RNA. The record is from the annotation of a GenBank genome assembly. Lineage: Eukaryota; Ciliophora; Oligohymenophorea; Peniculida; Parameciidae.
AUGAAACAAACAGAAAAUGAUACUUAAUAAUUAUAAAAUGAGGAUUCAAAUAUUAAUAUAGAAGAGAAGGAAAUACUUGAAUAAAAAUGUACGAUGUAUCUAAAUUAUUAUAAAAGAGUAAAUAUUGAACAAUAGUGGAGUUUUAGCAGCAUAUGAAUAUUUUUUAAGGAGACUUUGUAAAGAUGGAUUUCCAAGUCGAAAUGUUUAUGAAUUUGCAGCUUAAGCAGUUUUAAAAUAUGAAAAAAAAAAUAAGCUGAACAGUUUCGUAAAUAAACUAUGACUAAAUCAUUGGCUGAACUUUAAUUAAGUAGAAUUAUAAUAAUUAAUUAAAAGAUGAAUCUUCUUUAAAGGCUUAACUUUAAGUUAAAAAUGAAAUAAAGUAAGAAGGUAAGAAUGAUAAAAAUAAAUCUUGA